Molecule: messenger RNA, 846 nt
Organism: Gilbertella persicaria
Lineage: Eukaryota; Fungi; Mucoromycota; Mucoromycetes; Mucorales; Choanephoraceae
Exons: 1
Coding region: 67-771 (234 amino acids)
Cellular component (GO): mitochondrion
Source: RefSeq, a predicted model, not a curated record
AAAAAAAGUUUUCUUUCUACUCCUUUGUUCUCUUUAUUUUUAAAAAACUGUCAAAAAACAUACACCAUGUCACUUCGGGCCAUCGUCUUAAAAAGUAGUAUGCCUUUUACCAAAAGGACUACCUUUGCUUUCCGCUCUUUACCACGCUUGCCUCUGACUCCUUCAGCACAACACUUUACAAGGUCUUUACGAGCUCACCGCUUUUAUACCUCUUCUUCAAAGGCAGGCAAGCAACAACAACAAACACUUAAAAUAAACUCUCUAGCAUCAUCUCCAAAAAUCAUUGAAGCAGCAAAAACAACAAACACUGAGCCCAAGACAUCAAAACUCAAAGAAUUAACUAAGAAGUAUGGUGUUGUAGGUGUUUUGGUCUACCUUGGUGUAGGUUGCGUGGAUUUAGGUAUUACCUUUGGCGUUAUUCAAUUGGCUGGCUUAGACAAAGUAAAGGCAUUAGAACAGGGUGCGUUGGAUAUGGUUUACAAUACAGGAGAAAAGUUUGGAUUGAAACGAAAGCCAGUUACUGCGCAAGUAAAUGAACCUUCUGAUUUAUCAGAAAUCAAUGGUGAUAUGGUGAAGGUUGAGGAUGAUACCCCCUCUCUUGCUUCUGUGUUCAUCUUGGCUUAUGGCAUUCACAAGACAUUGUUACUUCCCGUUCGAUUGACGAUUACAGCUGCAAUUACACCUGCUAUUGUGCGUAAAUUACAUCAGAUGGGAUGGGCUCGUUAUUUCCCUAGACUUUUGGGCGCUACCAGUACACCAAAGAAACUAUAAUUUCCUUUAGAAUAAUACCACACCACUAUUUGUCAUUUUCAUUGUCCUCUGUAAUUUUAUAAUAAAACACGUUAC